Arachis stenosperma is the source of this 1062-nucleotide messenger RNA. RefSeq names its product glutathione S-transferase T3-like. The transcript has 3 exons. The record is from RefSeq and is a predicted model, not a curated record. The coding region runs from base 1 to 1062 and encodes 353 amino acids. Lineage: Eukaryota; Viridiplantae; Streptophyta; Magnoliopsida; Fabales; Fabaceae.
AUGGUGGAUUACAAACCAAUAGAUACGCCUAGGCAGGUUAAUCACAAGUUGAAGAUAGUAGAAAGUGCCACCCUACCAGAUAAAGAAAGAAAUGUUGCUCCAACAUCUUUGCCAUUUUCAACUCAAUUCAGUGCAUCGAGACAUAGUUCAUUUGGUGUUGGUGGCUCUUUUAAUCCAUCCCCUCAGACUCCGAUACAAUGUAGUCCAAAUUCACAAUAUUCAGAUUUUGCCAACCCUCGUGGAUUAGAUGCUAUCGACCUAAAUGAAGAUGACUUUGAAAAUCGUAGGCAAGAUAGUAUUCAACAUUGGCAAUGGGAAGAGGAUGAGAUAUUGAUCAGUGCAUGGUUAAAUAUUUCAACUGACCCUAUAGUUGGUACCAACCAAAAGGGCGAAACAUUUUGGAGUCGAAUUCACAUUUAUUAUGUGGAAUUCAACUCCGACAUAAAAAGGGAGAAAUUCACUUUCGAAAGGCAUUGGAAUAUACUUCGUUUGGAGCAAAAAUGGAGAAGCCAACUACCUACACAGAGUGGAGGCUCAAAGAGAACCAAAGUUGGUGCAACUGGAGCAUAUUCAUCAUCAUCAUCAAAUCUAGAAGCACCGUUGUGUGAUGAAACCAGUGUGGACUCUCCCGUUCGCCCACAAGGAUCAAAGAAGAGCAAAAGAAAGGGUAAGGAAAAAACACAAAUGUCUGAAGAUCUUAGCAAGAAGAAAUCAUCGGUUGCUAAGAAACUAUCUCUCUUGGAAGAUAUUAAAAAUGUUAGAGAAAAGGAACUAAUGGAUAGGAAAAAAGAAAGAGAAGAGGAGAAGGAACAUAGAAAAAAGAAGAUGUCAAUCAAAGAAAAGGAGUUACAGAUUCAAGCUGGAAUGAAAGUACAAGAAUUACAAACUCAAAGGUAUAUUAAAGAAAUGGAGAUAAAUGUAAAGGAAAGGGAAAUGGAAAGGAUGGCUAAGAAAAGGGAAAGAGAAAUUGAUAUGCAAAUACUUAAUGCGGACACAUCUACAAUGAGUGAAAAACGACGAGCUCUUCAUGAGAUUGCAUGUGAGAAAAUAAUCAAUAAGUGA